This is a messenger RNA of Plectropomus leopardus (leopard coralgrouper), 1223 nucleotides long. Its product is annotated as betaine--homocysteine S-methyltransferase 1-like. Gene Ontology annotation, molecular function: betaine-homocysteine S-methyltransferase activity; zinc ion binding. Lineage: Eukaryota; Metazoa; Chordata; Actinopteri; Perciformes; Serranidae. The record is from RefSeq and is a predicted model, not a curated record. Gene Ontology annotation, biological process: L-methionine salvage. Gene Ontology annotation, cellular component: cytosol.
AGUGCAGCUGCUGAUCCCUGACUCACCUCAAACAAGCUUUAAUCUCGGUUUCUUCCAGGUUUUGCACGCUUGCCAGGACUUUGUCUACCAUGGGAAGCAAGAGGAAGGGUAUCUUGGAGCGACUAAAUGCUGGGGAGGUGGUUGUAGGAGAUGGAGGUUAUGUGCUGCAGCUAGAGAGACGUGGAUAUGUAAAGGCAGGACACUGGACACCUGAGGCUGCAGUUGAACACCCUGAAGCAGUGCGUCAGCUGCACAGAGAGUUCCUGAGAGCAGGAGCCAACGUGAUUCAAACGUUCACCUUCUACUGCAGCGAGGACAAGCUGGAGAUAAGCGGCAACGUCACCAACAUCACCGGGGCCCAGAUCAAUGAGGCAGCAUGUGACCUGGCCAGGGAGGUCGCCAACGAGGGUGAUGCGUUGGUCGCUGGAGGCGUGUCCCAGACUCCCUGUUAUGUGCAGAGUCACAGUGAGACUGAGGUCAAGACCAUCUUUAAGAAACAGAUGGAUGACUUUCUCAAGAAGGACAUUGAUUUCUUCAUUGCAGAGUACUUUGAACAUGUGGAAGAGGCCGUGUGGGCAGUGGAGGUGCUAAAGACCAGCGAUAAACCAGUGGGAGCAACGCUUUGCAUCUCCCCUCAAGGAGACAUGCAGGGAGUCCCACCUGGAGAGUGUGCUGUCAGGCUGGUCAGAGCUGGAGCCGACAUUGUUGGAAUAAACUGCCACCUGGACCCUCUGACGUGUGUCCGUACAGUGAAGUUGAUGAAAGAGGGAUUAGAGAAAGCUGGUCUCAAAGCUCAUCUCAUGGUCCAGCCGCUGGGCUGUCACACACCUGAGUGCAACCACACUGGAUACCUCUCGCUCCCUGAGUUCCCCUUUGCUCUGGAGACCAGAACAGUGACCCGCUGGGACAUCCAUAAAUACGCCAGAGAGGCUUACAAUGCUGGAAUUCGCUACAUUGGUGGCUGCUGUGGGUUUGAGGCCUACCAUAUCAGAGCUAUAGCAGAGGAGCUGGCUGCAGAGAGAGGAUUCCUCCCUCCAGCUUCAGAGAAGCACGGACUGUGGGGAGCUGCUCUGGAGAUGCACACUAAACCCUGGGUCAGAGCCAGGUCUCGUCGAGAAUACUGGGAAAAACUUUUGCCUGCUUCUGGACGUCCCAAAUGCCCCUCCAUGGCCACGCCAGCUGAUAAAUAAGAGGAAGGAUAAUCAAUAGCUAGAAUCAAACAU